Messenger RNA from Linum trigynum, 4525 nucleotides. NCBI's taxonomy places the organism in Eukaryota, Viridiplantae, Streptophyta, Magnoliopsida, Malpighiales, Linaceae. The record is from the annotation of a GenBank genome assembly.
UUUAAGGUAUUCUAUUCUUUUAAAGCACUAAGGAACACAGACUUUGUGCGAGGUCCGAUGAAUUCUUCCCGAGAGAAGCAGCGAAGUUUCUUUGGGCUGGGCCGGACCGUCAUCUUCCUCUCUCUCGGCCCUAUUGCGUAACCUUUCUGACCUUCUGAUGGUCUGGCGGCUUGGUUGCUAUCGUCGGGAAAGUUUCCGACCGCCGAACCCUGGGGGAAGAAGCCGGUUAUGCACAAAUUACGAACGUGGGUUUCGUAUCGACCUCCCCCGUCCCUCUUACGUUCAACAACGAUCGAACUGAACAGGCGGUUGAAUGGGUUGUCGAAGUUGGGACGCCUCGAGGAGGCACGUAACCUGUUCGACGAAAUGCCUGACAAGGAUGAGUUCACGUGGAACACAAUGGUUGCUGCUUAUGCUAAUUCAGGAAGAUUGACGGACGCCAGGAAGCUUUUCGAUGAGUCGCCAGUGAAGGGUUCGAUCACUUGGUCCGGUUUGAUAGCUGGCUACUGUAGAUAUGGAUGUGAAGUUGAAGCAUUCAAGCUGUUUUCGGAGAUGCACAUGGAAGGACAGAGGCCGACCCAGUAUACGAUGGGCAGUGUUCUUAGGCUGUGUUCUAUGACUACUUCUCUUCAACGAGGAGAGCAGAUUCAUGGGUAUGCUUUAAAGACUGGAAAUGAUGGCAAUGUUUUUGUUGCUACUGGGCUUGUGGAUAUGUAUGCCAAGUGUAUAUGCAUUAUGGAGGCUGAGAGUCUUUUCGAGAAGGUGGCUGAUGCUAAGAAUCAUGCUACCUGGACUGCUAUGCUUACUGGGUACUCUCAUAAUAGGGAUAGCUUCAAAGCCAUGGACUUCUUCCGUCAUAUGAGAACAGAAGGGGUUGAGAUAAAUCAAUUCACCUUUCCAUCCAUUUUGACAGCUUGUGCAGCUGUUCUGGCUAAUGAUUUUGGACUGCAGGUUCAUGGUUGCAUCGUUAAGAGUGGUUUUGGGUCUAAUAUCUUUGUUCAGAGCGCUCUGGUUGACAUGUAUGCAAAAUGCAGGGACUUGAAAAGCGCAAAGAAGAAGCUAGAGAGCAUGGAAAUUGAUGAUGCAAUAUCUUGGAACUCCCUGAUAGUAGGAUUUGUGAAUCAGGGUUUGAUAGGUGAGGCUUUGUACACGUUUCAAAGAAUGCAUGCUAAAAACAUGAAGAUCGAUGAGUACACUUUACCGUCUGUUCUGAAUUCUCUGGCGUCUACCAAAGAUGUGCGAAAUGCAAAGUCCGUUCAUUGCCUCAUAUUGAAAAGUGGGUUUGGGAGAUACCAGGUUGUGAAUAAUGCUCUUGUUGACGUGUACUCCAAACAGGGGAACCUGGAUUCGGCGUUUACUAUAUUUAACCACAUGGAAGGCAAAGACGUCGUCUCCUGGACAUCCUUGAUAGUAGGAUAUUCACAUAAUGGGUCUUAUGAAGAGUCUCUAAAGUUAUUCUGCGCAAUGCAUGUUACUGGUAGUAUACAGCUAGAUCAACUAAUUGUUGCCAACAUUAUGAGUUCUUGUGCAGAAUUGGCAAUUAUGGAAUUUGGGCAGCAACUUCAUGCCAUACUUGUUAAAUCUGGUCUUGAAUCAUCCUUGUCUGUGGAUAAUUCUCUAGUUACGAUGUAUGCAAAGUGUGGUGCUAUUUUAGAUGCCAAUCGAGUCUUUGACUCUAUGCAGAAUCGGAAUGUUAUAACGUACACAGCUUUGAUAGUUGGAUAUGCACAAAAUGGUAAAGGAUUGUACUCCCUGCUCCUAUAUGAUCAAAUGAUCUCUGCUGGAAUUGCACCAGAUUAUAUCACAUUCAUCGGUUUACUGUUUGCCUGCAGUCACACUGGUUCUCUUGCAAAGGGUCGCUCCUACUUUAACUCGAUGGACAAGAUACAUGGGAUCAAACCGGGAGCCGAGCAUUAUGCUUGCAUGAUUGAUCUCUUGGGGCGGUCGGGGAACUUGUCUGAGGCAAAGCAGUUACUUGACCAAAUGGAUGUAGAACCAGAUGCAACCGUAUGGAAAUCCCUGCUAGGAGCAUGUAGAAUGCACAAAGAGCUAGAAAUGGGAGAAAUGGCUGCAAAGGAGCUGUUUGAAUUGGAACCGAAAAAUAGCAUGCCAUAUGUAAUGUUGUCAAAUUUGUACUCUGCUGCUGGCAGAUGGGAAGAUGCUGCCAAAAUCAGAAAGUUGAUGAAGUGCAGAGGAAUUAGUAAGGAGCCCGGAUCAAGUUGGACUCAGGCAAAUGGCAAAACUCACACCUUUGUUUCUGAGGAUAGGAGCCAUCCAAUGAUGGCUCGGAUUUAUUCCAAGAUCGAUGAGGUGAUUGCAUUGAUCAAGGAAGCUGGUUACGUUCCUGAUAUGAGUUUUGUGCUUCAUGACAUGGAAAGGGAAGGGAAAGAGCUUGGACUUGCUUAUCACAGUGAGAAAUUGGCUCUUGCGUUUGGACUGCUUGUUGUGCCUAGCGGAGCAGUGAUCCGGAUUUACAAGAACCUACGGGUUUGUGGAGACUGCCAUACUGCUUUCAAGUACAUAUCGAGCUUGUAUGAUCGGCAUAUUGUGUUAAGAGAUUCCAAUUGCUUCCACCACUUUGUAGAUGGAAAAUGUUCUUGUGGAGACUAUUGGUAAAAGGUUGUGUCUGCUGGAAUUGGAAUCGCGUGGUUAUAGCUCUUAGCCUGGCAUAUCUUCUUCUUGUAGCCAUGUAGUUCUUGUUUAAGCUUAGUUCGCAAAACAUCUUCAAGCUCAUAUAUAUGCUGAAGCCUUUAGGUUUGUGCCCUGCCCUCUCGGAAUUACUUUUCUUCCUGUCGGAUGUGUUAGUGUCCACCAAAGAAGCAAGAAAUCUAACAGGUUACCGCUAUAAUGAAAACUAGGUUGGGAUCGCACUUUGUGGUUGGACUGCUCAAUUUGAGUUGUUGGCGUCUGUUGAGAUUUGAAAUUAUAUUUUAUGAUAGUGUAUUUGUAAUGAUAAUUAUUUAUUUAUUUAUAAUAUUUUAUCUUAUGUAUAUACAUAGCUAGAAAUUUGAAAUUUCUAGUUCAAAUGGGAAGGUAAAGCUCUCAAGAGAGAAGCAAAUGGAGUAAAAGGCGGAACUCUGAUUUAUAUAACUAUUUAUAUUUAUAAAUGAGAAUUUGUAUAAAUAUAAUAUACUAAUUAUGAUUGGACAAAUAAGGCAAAGGCAUAACUAAAAAAAGGGAAAUGGACGAUUGAGGAAGAACCAAAAAUCAUUAUGAUUAAUUAGUUUUCCAUGUUUUCAAUGGUGGAGUCUUUCUCGGCAACAUUGAUUCUUCUCUUGCUAUGCUUUGCACUCGUCAUGUAAAGUGUACCUUCCUUCUUGUCUUUAGCCACUACAAGAGAACCUCUUGAUAGCUUCCAUUUUCCUUCUCCAAAAUAGUUGGUAUAACCAUCAUCAUCAAGUUUUCGGCUGGAUAUCAAAUUCAAACUCAUGUCAUGACCAUGUCUCACUUCCUUCAAGACAAGCUUGCAACCUGUGUUAGUCACUAGUUGAAUAUCACACAUGCCAACAAUAUUUGAUGCACCAUCAUUUCCCAUCCCCACACAACCAUAGUCACCCUUUUCGUAGGAAGAGGAAAAAAAAUCAAUUCGCGAGGUCACAUGGAAUGAGGCACCUGAGCCAAUAACCCAUGCACUCUCUUGGCAUGCGAGAUUAACAAAACCGAAUCACAAAUGAUGACCACAUCACCAUAUGUGGUAGUAGCAGUAGUAUCAUAUUUUCUCGGUUUUCAACACUUUUAUCUCUAGCUUGUUCCCGCUUUAAGAUUCUCCCCUCUCUCCUCAUGUGUCCGAGCUGGUUACAAUGAUAACAUGUGAUUUCUUCUCUCGGUCUUGAGACUGAUUUUGAUCUCCCUCUACAUCUACCUCGAUUGUUACCUCGAUCCCGAGAGUUCUUGAAAUUGGAAUUUCGAUUUCUACUGAUUCCACGAUUUUCAUAUUUAUCUGCCACCAUAGCACGUGAUUCUGAUGAAAUCCCCAAUUAUUUUCUCCUCACCUCUUCAUUGAACAUACUAUCCUUGACAAUGUCCAUCGUCAGAUGGUCAUUAGGUGUCGAGUUGCUACGUGAGACCACCAAAGUCUCCCAACUACCCGACAACGAAUUAAGAAGUAACAAUGCUUGCACCUCAUCAUCAAUGCAUGUUAUCGUUCUCGGCACCAAAAAUCAUCUCCGAGCUAUUGGAUCCCCUGCCAAAAUCCCUCAAUAUUUUGGACCAUUAGUUUCUGUCAAGCAUCGGAAGCUCCUCCUUCAAUCAGGAGGCAGAGAGCAGCGAUAUAAACGAUGGAAGCCAUCAGGGAUGGAAUUUUUUGCCUCGAUUCGCCGGGUAUGGAUCUAUGGUGGCGGUCGUAGGAGGUGCUCAAAUGAAAAUUUUCUACGGCAGGUAGAGAUCGUGUUCAACGAUUUUCAGGCGGAGAAGGCCAACGAUUUCCUACUGUCUACCUCAACCGCCGAGAGCUCCGACUUACAGCCGACCUUGAUGUGCUCCUGGAGGAACUUCUCGAGUGAGCCAAUCAAGAAUAUGGGUUUUG